Messenger RNA from Candidozyma duobushaemuli, 1929 nucleotides. RefSeq lists its product as uncharacterized. Bases 1 to 1929 code for a protein of 642 amino acids. Gene Ontology annotation, biological process: Group I intron splicing. The transcript has 2 exons. The record is from RefSeq and is a predicted model, not a curated record. NCBI's taxonomy places the organism in Eukaryota, Fungi, Ascomycota, Pichiomycetes, Serinales, Metschnikowiaceae. Gene Ontology annotation, cellular component: ribonucleoprotein complex.
AUGGUAAAACUCACACCGAGGCCGUAUCUACGGCAGUUAGCAAAGGCCAUUGGGAAUCAAAAAUUAAAAUCCCUACCGUAUCUUUUUCCUUACACCAAAGAAUUGGCUAUCGCAGAUGCUACACGAUUCAGUGAAAUCUAUGCGAGAAAGGUGAGGACGAAGAGUCUUCCUAGUGAGAGUCUGGACAUUGAAGAGGCAUUAUUCUUUCAUGCCGUGGCCAAGAGAACAGAUCACUUGUUUGAUACCGCCAGCUUCUUACGUGAUAGCAUUGAACAUCGCCUAAAAAUAACACCACAUAUGUACUUGAUGAUGCUUCAAGGUAUCGAGCAGUCGAAGAACCGAGGCCUCACCUCGACAGCUGUAUCUCUUUACAUCGAGUUACACAAUGAAAGGUUUUCGAUGACAUCUGAGGAUCGUAACCUUGCUGCCUCAUUGCUAUUAGACAUAUUCAAAGGUUGCAAAAACAUCACAGACCUAUUGCAACUCAAAAUCGCCUACGAAAACCACAUGACUAACUCCGUGACAGACAAGUCUCUUGAAAUACGCUACAUCGCAACCUUCAUCGAAGCUUAUCUCAAUUCAGGACAGUAUACUCGAGCAGUUGAGCUCUUCGAAAGUGGCUUUGCUGACUUGACAAGUGCCCAGUUCUCGACAAACCAGGUUUUGAAACAUCUCCCCAUAAAGCAAAUGUUGUUAGCCAUGAGCCAACACGGCGAUGUUGAAACGCUCACCCGUUGGCUUGAGGUGGUUGUCGAAACUGACCGUUCGUUGUUGGAUUACGAUACAUGGUCGGAAUUCUUGAGUUUAGGACUUUCCCAAAACCAUUACGGUCUUGUAAAGCUUAUCUACUCUCGUUUGGUCAUGCUCGAGCUUGAAGAUGUCUCGCUAGAUGAGGUAAUGUUCUCUAAUAAACUCGAGGAAUUGGAAAACAAGAGCGGCGUUCUUUCUUCCCUUAGCGAGAAGACGUUAACGGAAAUUCUUCAUACGUUGGCAUCAAAUGGUGAUGUAAACUCCACGUUGAGCCUAAUAGAGUGGCACUAUGUUCACAAGAAGCUCAAGGGCGAAAAAGCUCUCACCAAGGAUCUCUGCUUGGAUAUCAUACUAUCAUAUUGUUAUCACAAGGACGACACCCCUAGCCUGGAGAACCUUAGUAUUCAGAAUGUUCUCACUACCAUCAACAAUUUUACUUCUAAGCUUGAUGCCGAGUUUGUCCUAUCAUAUAGGGACAUCUGCGAUGCUAUGUCCUACAGGUUUGUCAGGUACAAUGUGAUUGACUCCAACGUCAAAACGGCAGAUAUCAGGGCUAGAGCUUCUUUCAACAAGGCCCAGGAAUUCGAAGAGAAUGACGAAAGCAAACCUCGUAAAAUACAGAACAAUAAUGUGUACAAUUCGAGACAGGGCAAUAUUCUCAAGAAUUCGGAAAUACUAGACGACUUUGUUAGGAGCAUCGUCAACUACAUCUUGGAGGAGAGGUUUACUAUCAAGACUCUCCGUAUAUUUAUCAACUGCGUCCUUCAUCACAUCAUGAAGUAUCAAAACGCAACUGGCAUGAUUGUUGCAUUGCUGGCAAUGCAUCAAAUCCACCCCAAAAUGGCAUCAGAAUGGCUCGAUAAUGAGCUGUUUGAUAUAAUUAUAAGGACAAUCUCUAAGUCACCAGCUGCGAAGCUUGUGGGUUUUGAGAUGUAUCGUUACAUGAAAAGCAAAUCUUUGGAUAUAACUACGUCUCAUUACAAGGACUUCAUAGCAUCUGCAUCUAAAGGCCCCGAUAACGAAUUAUUGCAACUUUAUCUCCACGAAUUACUGGUUUCCGAAUUCACAACACAAAACUCACAAAACUCGCCUGAUCAAACUGUUCCCACGGCUUACAACGAAGAAGAAAAAGUUGAAAGAAAACGAUACUACGAUAUUGAUAAACGCGACUCUGGAUAA